AACAAAUAUUCAGACAUACCAGCAACCUUAUCAACCUAACGUACACCCACGUCUAGAAAAAUGAGUAACAAGGGAACGAAAAGUCCUAGGCACGCAUCUUUGAAGAGAUACGCCCCCUUCGAACCUUACCAGAAUGUUAGCCUAGUAAAGAAUGGGCACAUCGCCCGACAACUACUAAACCAUACUGUCGUGGCCUUCCACAACAGACGAGAUAAUGAUCUAACCAAGGGGCAGAUCGCGGCACGGGAUGGCUUUGUUCAGAGGUUCAAGAGGCAGAGACGAGAGUAUGGGAAGCAAAUCAAGCCGGGCUCCUUGGCAAGCUUCGAGAACGACGUGAAGUAUCUAGCAGCCAGGCUCGACCAAUUCUUUUUCUUUAAUGAGCUAGGGCCAAACAUCAAAAUUAAAGGCGGCUUGGAUGUUGUCGGGGUAGACCACGCAGGGAUCGAAAGCAAGAUCGAUGGGGAGACCUUCUCGUGCAUGGUCCGCGGCCGCGAGCACACGCAGAUCAACAUUAACAUUGGCUCAAACCACACACUAUACAAACUCGACGCCAUUGUUGGCCAGCUGAUGCACGAGAUGGUCCAUGCGUACCUUCAGGUCUUUGCUUGCAACUGCUUCUGGUGUAGCAGGGAUGCUCUCAACACAGUGGGCAUCGAGCACGAUGGUCACGGGUCCGUCUUUCUAAUGCUCCACCGCCUCAUCCUGACAGAGAUGAGAAGGUGGGGGGACGAUGGCUUGAAGACCCUGCUCUCGGAGGACUGCCCAGGGCAACUUAUCAGCAAGAGUGCUAGAGGGCGGGCUCAUGCUGUCUUCGCUCAGAUGAGCAGCGAAGAGAAGGAAAAGUUCAACGGACUGCGCGCCAAUGUUAGGAAAAACAUCCUGAUACGGUUUAACGAUAAAGGGGACAGAGUCAUAGUUGCGCCAUCCCUGAAAAUGAAUCAGAUACGCUGGGAAGAUUCAAAGCGAACUGAGAUAAUGCGGCGUGAAGAGAUGCGAAAAGAGAUGAUAAAUGAGAUAGCAGAGGAAUCGUCUAUUGAUUCUGAGCGACAGGAGUAUGGUGGCGAGGAGCAUGGGGACGGGGAUGCAGACUAUGAGGAAGGAGAAGAGUAUGAUGAGGACUACACAGGCCAAACAGACUAAUUUGCGUUGAAUUCUCCGUCGUAGGUUGAAUAUUGAUCUUUCCUGUGGCUUUUGCGCGACAACUGAG
This is a messenger RNA of Hypoxylon fragiforme, 1207 nucleotides long. RefSeq lists its product as uncharacterized. Lineage: Eukaryota; Fungi; Ascomycota; Sordariomycetes; Xylariales; Hypoxylaceae. The coding region runs from base 61 to 1140 and encodes 359 amino acids. The record is from RefSeq and is a predicted model, not a curated record. The transcript has a single exon.